This is a messenger RNA of Hyaloscypha bicolor E, 1071 nucleotides long. Its product is annotated as acyl-CoA N-acyltransferase. The record is from RefSeq and is a predicted model, not a curated record. The coding region runs from base 306 to 908 and encodes 200 amino acids. Lineage: Eukaryota; Fungi; Ascomycota; Leotiomycetes; Helotiales; Hyaloscyphaceae. Gene Ontology annotation, molecular function: acyltransferase activity, transferring groups other than amino-acyl groups. The transcript has 2 exons.
GUUUUUAGUGACUCCACUCUUCCCAGCCCGUCUACGGGCAAGAAGCGUCGAAGCAAGGAUGGAUGCGUGUCUCGCUAAAGUAAGCGAGGUCAAUAGGGGGGGACGGAUACCAAUUGCCUUGUCAAGCACGAUUGAAACAACCCCUGUUUGGCCGACCAUUUGACCGUGAUGGCAGCAUUAGCAAUGAGUCACACGGCUCUUCAUCCAGCAUCUUCACGCACUCAACUAGCACUCUUUUUCUCAAUCCACACGCUCCAGACGGCAGUCUCUCACGCGCCCCCUUCGCCUAAAACCGCACGAGCAAGAUGCCUUCCCCACUCGCAGGCCCAACUAACGCCCCACCAAUCCUUACCCUCACCCGCUCCCUCACAAUCCGCCCCUUUCGCACCUUCGACGCCCCCUCCCUCGCCCACCACGCCAAUGACAAGGAAAUGUGGCUCAACGGCCCGGACAUCGUCCCAUUCCCCUUCACCCUCACCUCCGCGCACUCCUACAUCGCACGCGCCAGUGACUCUCGCAACUGGGCUUGUUCCGGGGCAUCGUGGACCGGACCCGCGCUUCCAUCCAUGUACGCGAUAGCUUCCCGCGAUGUCUGCAUCGGCUCCAUCGAGUUCUGUCCAGGCGAGGAUAUCAGAGCGAGGACGGCGAAGAUCGGGUAUUGGGUUGGCAGGGAGUAUUGGGGGAAGGGGAUCAUGACGGAAGUUGUAGGGACUUUUGUGGGGUGGGUGUGGAGGAGUUUUCCGAAAUUCGUGAGGAUUGAGGCGGAGGUGCAUGAUUUUAACGUUGGGAGCGGGAGGGUGUUGAGGAAGGUGGGUUUUGAGCACGAGGGGACAUUGAAGUGGGGGAUUUGGAAGGAUGGAAGGUUGGCGGGGUUGGAGAUUUGGGGGCUGGUGAGGGGGAGUGGGUGAAUUUGUUGUUGUAGUUGUUUUUGUUGUUGAGCUUGAUUACUUCUCUCGCCUAAGCUCUGAAGGUUCCGCGCGAGGGCUAGGAAGAAUCUAGUGGAAAAAUGAUAGAUUCGCAAAAAAUGCAACGAACAGAUUGUAACCAUGAGCAAAGCAAUCCAAGUCUACA